This is a messenger RNA of Funneliformis geosporum, 717 nucleotides long. NCBI's taxonomy places the organism in Eukaryota, Fungi, Glomeromycota, Glomeromycetes, Glomerales, Glomeraceae. The record is from the annotation of a GenBank genome assembly.
AUGUCACAAGCAAUAAAAUCAAAGAGAUGGACUACGGACGAAAUCAUUGAAAUUCUCUCGUAUAUCAAUGAUCACUUCAAAAAUUCAUCUGUUUCGUUAGCAAAGGCAUGCGAUGAAGCAACGGAACAUCUUCAUAUAGAAAGAACUCGUAAGAGCGUUUAUUUAAAGAUUAGGAAACUAAUCCAAACCGUGAAGGUAUGGUUGAGUGACCACAUAAAGAAUGACGAUGCGAUCAUUUGGCAAGAUGAUCGAGUUUAUAAAUUGUUGGAAACCAUUUGUAAGAGAUCGAUGAAGGAUGAAGCAACUUUUGGAGAAAAAGAAAAGUUACAACAGGAACAAAUUUUUAAAGAAAACAAUAAGAUUGAAGACAGCGUAAUUAUCAAAAGCGAGGAACAUUCUAGUGAUCUGACAGAUUCGACAAUAACUGGAGAUUAUGUCGAUCCUGUUGGAAUAUACAUGAUGAACGAAGCAAAUUCGUCUCUUUUUCAAUUGUCAUUAAAGAUCAUUAAUGAUAGAAUCCGUGAAGUUGAAGAUGACGCAAGGAAAGUCUACGGUUCUGCAAGUGAUGCACGGGAUGUGAAGUGUCAUGAAAUUCUUCAAGUGAUCAAGCAAACGCACGAGUAUCGAGAUGAAAUGUAUCAAUUGUUUGCGGAAGUUGAAAAAAAGCCAAAGAUACAAGAAUUCAUGUGGCAAUUGCAGAAUUGUUAUUCGCUUUAG